Closterium sp. Yama58-4 is the source of this 1500-nucleotide messenger RNA. The record is from the annotation of a GenBank genome assembly. Lineage: Eukaryota; Viridiplantae; Streptophyta; Zygnematophyceae; Desmidiales; Closteriaceae.
AUGCACCCGUCAGGGCCGAAGGGAAUCGAUUCGAGGAUGCAGCGGGUGGAGAGCGUGAUGAGGCUCAUGGGCGCUCGUCUCGACAUACUAUGCGCGCAGCUGAGGGAGCAAGCCGACGAGACGAGCGUGCUGCGGCGAGAGAUUCGCGAGCUUAGAGUUGAUGCGACAAGGGGGGAGCAGACGAGGAUCGAACUAAUCGCAACGGAGAGGAACGCCGGAGUAGGAGGGGUAGAGUUUAGCCGUGACGAAUUAAACGAGGCAGCGAUGCAGCGACGACAGUGGGGGACGAGCGCUGAGGUGGCGCUGUCGGAUGCGACGAGGCGCGGAUCUGCGGAACGGCAGGCGGAACAGGAGGCGGACGGAUGGGCGGAAACGAGGGCGGAGAAGGAGGAAGCGGGCGAGGCGGGCGCGGAUGAGGAGGGCGCGUGGCGGUGGCAUGGGAGGCGCAUCAUGGCGGUGAAAGAGGAGGCGGUUCAAGCGAGCGCGGCGGAAGAGGAUGAGGAACAACAGCAGGGCGAGGCGGAGUGGUGGGGGAGGAGCAGGCGGAGGAAGCGCGAGGAAGGGAGCGCGAGCGACAUGGCGGGUGCGGACUGGGGGGGCGCUGAUGUGGCAAACGUGGUGCGCGGAGCAGGGCAGUGGCCAGUCGGGGGACGGGAGGGGGAAGGCGGUGCUGCAGGGAUGGCAGGGAACGAGUCGCAUCGUGGGUUGAGGGAGGUGGUGGCUGAGAUGAGGGCGAGAGUGGGCCGCCUGGAGAAGAGGAGUGAUGAAGGGGUGAAGAUAUGGGAGGCGCUGAUGGCGGUGUGGGUGGCAGCGGCGCCGCAGAAGCUGGGCAUGAAGCUGGCGGGCAUCUCGCUGCUCUCCGACACCGCGCUCGCCACGCUGCGCCACCUGCACUGCCUCAGGAGCAUCAGCCUCGAGAGCUCCUCGGGCUUCACUGCAGCGGGCGUGCAGGAGCUCUUCGCGUGCCCGCACGUGGGGUGGCUCAGCCUCGCCUGCACCGCUGUCACGGACGCAGCGCUGGAGGGCAUCGCGCGGCUGAGGAGGCUCACGGACCUCCACCUCUCCCACACCAGCAUCACGGAUGUGGGUCUGGCUCACCUGGAGGGAUUGCUGCAGCUGCGUGUGUUGACGCCCACUGGGUGCCGUGGGGCGACGGCUGCGGGUAUGGCGCACGUGGCACGGUUGAGAACGGUGGAGAGGUUGGAGCUGAGGGGCAGUGCGGUGGGCGAGGAGGGGCUGCAGCACUUGACGGCGCUCACCCGCCUGAGGCACCUCUCCGUGCCUCCGGGUGUGAGUGACUGUGGCAUGAAGCACGUGAGGGGAAUGGCUCAGCUGGAGAAGCUGGGGUUGUGGGAUGCUGAGGUGACUGCAGCUGGUGUGCAGUGCCUGUGGAACCUCAUCCACCUGCAACAAGUGGCAACGAAUGAUGAGCGCAUUCAAGGCUGGAUUUCCACUGUUCUGCCCCAUGCUUUUGUAGGAACAGAGCUCAUGUAUUUUUGA